This is a messenger RNA of Umbelopsis ramanniana AG, 623 nucleotides long. RefSeq lists its product as uncharacterized. Lineage: Eukaryota; Fungi; Mucoromycota; Umbelopsidomycetes; Umbelopsidales; Umbelopsidaceae. Gene Ontology annotation, molecular function: calcium ion binding. The coding region runs from base 55 to 537 and encodes 160 amino acids. The record is from RefSeq and is a predicted model, not a curated record. The transcript has 4 exons.
GUUCCUGACCUUCAAGGGUUUCCAUAGACUUUUAUUUGUCCUUCCUUGCUUACAAUGACUGGAAUCAAGUUCAGAAUCGCUUUGAUUUGUGGCCGAGAUCUCGCUGCUGCUGACAAGACAGGAUUUUCAGACCCAUAUGGUGUUAUCCGAGUCAAUGAAAAGAAAUAUACCACGCAAUAUAUCAAGCAAACUCUGAAUCCAGAUUGGGAUUUUCACUUUGACAUCAGUGUUUCACCGUCUCGAGCACCGAAGCAUAUCGCUGUGACGCUCUGGGACAAGGACAAAUUUGGUAGAGACUUUAUGGGUGAGCUGAUGAUACCCUUUCGAAAUGUUUUCGAUCGAAACCAAGGUGAUUCCUUCGGUGGGCUUCCCAUGAACUACAACGACCCAGCAAAUCAACCUUCAUGGUUUUCAUUGAACAAGCGUAGUGAGAAAGAUAACGUCAAGGGCCAAGUCAUGAUGAAGUUUGGCUUCGUAGAAGAUGUCAUCCGCAGUCCCACCGAGUACGCAAGAUACUGGGAUGAAAUAACCCGAUAAACAUCUCAGCCAAAUACAAGCAUUGUUUUUAUAUAUAGAUAGAAAACCUCAUCCAACAAAAACCACAUUACAUAUGUUUUGAAUUC